CAAACUCCUCACUGAACUAAUUACAAUAAGUCCUACGAACAGGCUAUAUCCAGCAAGCUCUAUCCUUUAUAUCGUUAAUGCAUUUUAAAAGUUUCGAUUAACUGUAGUUCUGGCAAAACUUUUAUCGCAAAUCUGGGUCAUCACUGAAGCAUUUUCUUGAAUUUGAAAGGUAUGAAUAAUUCCACUCAGACCAACCACACAACGCCUGAUUCAAGUGCGCAAACGAUAAACAGUACCACAUUAUCAGCAUUACCUGUUUUAGCUUGGAGUGCAGCAUACGGCACUGUGGCUGUUAUGGCUGUCUUUGGCAAUUCAAUGGUCAUCACUGCAUUUGCACGGAACGCCGGGCUGCACACACGUACGAAUUUUUUUGUCGUAGGCCUUGCAACAGCUGAUCUACUUAUUGGGAUGUUUGCGGUCCCUCUCUUCAUCAGCUUAUUCUGGCACUACACAAGGAAUGCUUCAAUACCAGAGGGUCUUGCCAAAGUCUUUGACGCAGUGGAUAUUUUUUCUUCCUUUGCUUCGAUUUUUCAACUGAUGUUAAUAAGCCUUGAAAGAUGUUAUGCCAUUUUAUACCCAGUUAGCCACAGGAACUCAUCUAAGUUGGUCUAUGUAUUAGUUCUAGUGUCCUUUUGGCUGUUCUCUGGAAUCUUAGCCAUGACACAAGCCUUUGGCAAGACUAAUCUUGGGCUAAAGAAAGCCUUUUUUACAUUAAUGUGGAUAUGUUAUGUUGUUUCAUUCCUGGUGAUAUGUGUAGCUUACAUGGGCAUAUGGCGAAAAGCCAAGAGGCGAGGAGGUUAUGGAUUCCAACGUAAAAAAAGACGGCAAGACCGCGAAGUUAUGAUUGCUAUUACUGUACUUAUAGUUAUAGUGGUGUUCAUUGUAACUUGGCUACCGUUUUUUACAAUGAACGUUCUGUUUUUCUAUGACCCAGCUAAAGGUAAAGGAGUCCCAUAUGAGGUGGUUCAGUUUUCUAAGCUCUUACACUAUUCCAACUCAGCAAUAAAUCCUAUUAUCUAUUCACUUAAAAUCCCUGGUUUUAAGAAAACUUUCACAAGUCUUCUCAGAAGGGAAUCCCGUUCAAAUGGGCGGUCGAGAACAUUCAGUCUCACUCGUAGAGACUCUACUCGCAAUUCAACAAGAAAGCCAUCCACACCUGUGUAAUAACAAUCCUUAAGUAUACACUAACCAUUGAAAAAAAAACUCUUUUGUUAUGCACAGUGGUAGAUUUUAGAACGCAGAGGGUACAAACUAGCCUUCACUUAAUAUUAGCAGAAGGAUUGGGUUAGUUAUAGAAGUUUAAAAAAAAGAAGAAAUAAAACGAAGUCAAAUACGUGCAUGUACCGUAUGAGGUGUAAGAGUCAAAUCGCUGAAAAGCAAGCACAGGAUUUGAUAUACAGCUAUUUCAAAAAGAUUUUGUUGGAUGUUGCGUCUUGCAUACCAAGUUCGAAAUGCGCUAAGAGCGAUGCAAAUGUAAUUAGAGAUCAAGAAAAGAUACCACAAUAUGGAACUUUUCCAAACAUGCAAAAUUAUAAAAUAUGAUAAAUAUUAAAUGCGGGAUCACUAAAGAAGUAGUCAGCUUAGCAGCCGUUUUUCGUAUCGGUCAAAAAGCUUCCCUCCCUCGGACGUCUGCUCAAUCGAACCUAUAUUCCUCUCCCAUUCUUUGGGCAAACACUGUUAACCUACUAUCUGUAAAUCUGGUAGCUCGAUCCUGGUUGGCUAAAAUAGUAGCAGCGUUGACAAAGUACAAUUUAUUGCGGGGGAAAUUAUAUAUUUUAGUUUUGAUUUCCCUCGAGUCUCGAUGUUUCCUUGGCUUCGCCUCGGGAAACAUGGACACUCUUAGGCCGGAAAAUAGAAUUGUUUCCCUCAAGAAUAGACAUUAAGUGCAUAAUACAAUGAACUAUUAGGGAAUAUUUGUUAGUAAACGUUAGUAAAAGUUCGCUAACCCUUCCCAAACAAAGGAGCAUUACUUAUAAAAGGCUAAUAAGAAAUAUAUGUUUUAAUUAUGAAAUUAAAUGUUUUAAUUAAUUAAUGUAAUUUGAUUAAUCUUACUUGAGUAAAACAAGUAUAAGUCUUAUGAGGACAUGUCCCUGGACAACUCAAAUAGAAGCUUAAUUUAUGUAAUUAUACUAGCUGGAAAAACUCAAUAAUGGCGAAUAAUU
Molecule: messenger RNA, 2162 nt
Organism: Actinia tenebrosa (Australian red waratah sea anemone)
Lineage: Eukaryota; Metazoa; Cnidaria; Anthozoa; Actiniaria; Actiniidae
Product: trace amine-associated receptor 13c-like
Biological process (GO): G protein-coupled receptor signaling pathway
Cellular component (GO): plasma membrane
Molecular function (GO): G protein-coupled receptor activity
Source: RefSeq, a predicted model, not a curated record